Molecule: messenger RNA, 600 nt
Organism: Morchella sextelata
Lineage: Eukaryota; Fungi; Ascomycota; Pezizomycetes; Pezizales; Morchellaceae
Exons: 1
Coding region: 1-600 (199 amino acids)
Source: RefSeq, a predicted model, not a curated record
AUGUCCGCCCAAGAGAUCAACCAAGCCACCUUCCUAGAGGGUUACAACGCUGGCUACCGAGCAGGCUUUCCAACCGGUUUCCUGCUGUCGUCAAUGCAAGCCGCUAUCAAUACCAAUGCCGCACCGGUUCCCAGCCUGCUGUUGAGCGCAGCACCGCCGACAAUUGUGCCGACCGCAGCGCCGAUGCCGCUGAGCGCAGCGCCGAGACAGUCGGGGUGGUCAAGGCAGAGGCAGAGGAGAAGGCGGAGGAAGGCUCGGGAGAGCGCUGCAGACAUGUCCGUCCGGCCUACACCCAAGCGCCAGACCGGGGAGAGCGGUAGAGGCAUGCCCGUCCCUGCACCCAAGCGUCAGAUCGAGGAGAGCGAUAGAGACGUGCCCGUGCCUGUACCCAAGCGUCGUUGUCUUACAGGGCCCGCUGCCACUGUCGUCCCUACUGCGCCUGUAGCCUCUGCUGGCUCUUUGGUCCCUGCCGCACCUGUCGUCCAGGCUGCACCUGUCGUCCGGGCUGCUCCUGCCGUCCGUGGCCCCUCUAUACCUACCACCAACUAUAGGCCCGUAGAAAUAGAGGCUAUCGAUGGUAUCGAGAGAUGGGAUAAGUAG